This is a messenger RNA of Notolabrus celidotus (New Zealand spotty), 949 nucleotides long. It is a transcript of the gene txndc17, whose product is annotated as thioredoxin domain containing 17. The coding region runs from base 129 to 500 and encodes 123 amino acids. NCBI's taxonomy places the organism in Eukaryota, Metazoa, Chordata, Actinopteri, Labriformes, Labridae. Gene Ontology annotation, cellular component: cytosol. The record is from RefSeq and is a predicted model, not a curated record. Gene Ontology annotation, molecular function: protein-disulfide reductase [NAD(P)H] activity. The transcript is spliced from 4 exons.
GGUACUGUCAAAUUUAGAGUACUUGUACCAGGUCCCGUGUGCACAGCAGCAGUAUUUCCGUUAACACUCUUAGUGCCUCUCAAGUUUAAUACUUUUUGUAAGUGCAUAGUCACUGCUCCGUUGAAACGAUGGCCCACUAUGAAGAAGUAAGUGUGCGUGGGUAUGAAGAGUUUUGUAAGGCUGUGUCUGAGAGAACAGGAAAGGAUAUCUUUGCUUAUUUCUCUGGUGACAAAGACGCACAGGGGAAGAGCUGGUGUCCAGACUGCGUAAAAGCUGAGCCAAUCGUAAGAAGAGAGAUGUCUCAUCUUCCUGAGGGAUCUGUCUUCAUCUACUGCCAAGUUGGAGAAAGAGCCUACUGGAAGGAUCCGAGUAAUGACUUCAAGAAGACGCUGAAACUGAGCGGAGUUCCGACCCUGCUGCGAUAUGGCACACCUCAGAAGUUGGUGGAGGAGGAAUGCUUCAAAUCUGAUCUGGUGAAGAUGAUGUUUACUGAAGACUGAGGGUCCCGCUUCAUCCACAGCUGUCAUGAGCAUUUAAGACUUCUUCACCUUUAAACUUACUACCACUCAGUUUCAACACUAUUGAUAACCAUACAUCCAGUGUACAUCUCACAAUGCAUAUUUACUCAAAUCGACAACUGUGUAAGUUUACAUUCAAAAUAACAAUCCACACGUAUAAAACAGAGCCGUUAAAAACGAACAUGCUGGAAACUCUUCAGACAAUCACAUAUUAUUAAUGUGAUUCACACUAAUUGUUCUUGUUUCUCUUUAUGUGCAAUGACUCAGUCUUCUAUUGUAAUUGAAGUUAAAUUUAAUCCAAUGUAUCCUAAUAAUAACACACGGGUUGAUAAUAAAAAGUGUCUUAGGGUUUUUCAUAUUGUGAUCAUGUUUUUGUUGUGAUUUUUGUUGACUUGCAGAAGGACUCAAAUAAAGUGAUACUUGGUGAUGAA